Messenger RNA from Suillus fuscotomentosus, 1106 nucleotides. RefSeq lists its product as uncharacterized. Gene Ontology annotation, cellular component: nucleus. The transcript is spliced from 4 exons. Bases 76 to 1074 code for a protein of 332 amino acids. Gene Ontology annotation, biological process: regulation of alternative mRNA splicing, via spliceosome. NCBI's taxonomy places the organism in Eukaryota, Fungi, Basidiomycota, Agaricomycetes, Boletales, Suillaceae. The record is from RefSeq and is a predicted model, not a curated record.
UCUUGCACACGGCACCCUUCUCAUAGCGAACCUUCCGCAGGCUGGUUAACUUGUCCGUGCACUGAAGCACUGUCAAUGGACCUCCCUACACCCAGGGAACUAGACCUUGAAACCGAGCUCAGAAAACGGGAUGCUCAGGUCGCUGAACUUACGGAUGAAGUUACACGUCUUCGUGAACAUCUUGCUGCCCAGAGUGGCGCACCAACCACGGACCUGGUUACGUUGCCCCCUGCGCUAGUCUCUGUAUUGUUACCGCAUAUCAACAAGGCGGCUUCUAGUGAAGGAACAGGAGUGGCUUCUUCGUCGAGUACAGUUAACACCGCGCUAACGCAGAGGGUGCGCAUACUGCAAGAGGAGAACGAUGAACUGUAUGAAAUGCUCAAGUCCGGGGAGACUGGGAAGCUUAAGGAGGAAGUUCGCGGACUCCGACGAGUUGUGGAGAGAUUAGAAGGAGCUUUGCGAGAAUCUCAUCAAGUAAUCGCUUCACUGUCGUCAGAACUAGACAAGUCCUAUGAAAGCUUCCAGACUUCUCUGCGUCAAAUGAACGCUAACCAUCAUUCAUACGCGCCUGCCCCUCGCGAAUUAUAUCACCCCGCAUCCACGAGUAAUGGGGUAAUCAAACUCCCUCCAACCGGACCGAGAGCACACAAGAAGCCACGUCUCUCUGAGCCUAAAGUGUCACCCGCACGUUCUAACAUUUCUCUUCCACCCACAAAACCCCACAUUGGCAAUGCACGCCAGAGUAUUCCCAGAGACUACGAGGCCCCUCGCUCGCCUCGCCUAUCCCCUACAGAGCCCCGUGCCAAAGUAAGCAAUGUGAAGAUGGAGGUUGAUGAAGAUGCGCGGACACGCCCACGCUCUCCAAAUGAUAAUAGGGACCGGGAGAGCCACCGCCGGGACAAAGACUGGGCACGCGACCACGAGGGAGAGCAUGGUAGAGAUAGGGACCGGGACCGUUUUGCGCGGCGCAAUGGUGGUGGUAGUGGUGGCGGAGGGGGACGGAGGGCUCGAGGGUUUGCAGGUCAUGCGUACGCAUUUGGAGAUCGGACGUUGGCGGAAAGAAUGGGACUUUGACCAAACAUUGACAUUCAUGACCACUGCAUCUU